Molecule: messenger RNA, 979 nt
Organism: Lentinula edodes (shiitake mushroom)
Lineage: Eukaryota; Fungi; Basidiomycota; Agaricomycetes; Agaricales; Omphalotaceae
Exons: 5
Coding region: 200-760 (186 amino acids)
Source: RefSeq, a predicted model, not a curated record
AAUCUUGCUCCUCUUGCUCUGCUCCCUCAACGUCACACUCAUUUACUAUCUCCACCACCAUUGGGGCCCCGCGCGUCAUGUGCAUCGUCAUCGGUCUCCAACAUUUGGUAUAUAAUUUCGCAAAAACGAUCCAAUUCUAACAUAUUCAACCCCAAUACUCACUUGAACUCAACAACUUCAUCCAUAUAUAAUCAUUAUCAUGUCUUCUUUCGACUCUGACCCCAACAACUUCGACAACACCAACAACAACUCCUCAUACGAAUCGCAAAACCGCCGACGCGAAUUUACUGGCCAGCCUGGCGGCGGAUAUGACCAACAGGCCUCGCGAUUCGAUAACUCCAACUCGAUGGGAGGAGGAGGCUUCGACCAACAAACUCCUGGUCGUGACCAAUUCUCCACAAGUGGUUACAACGAUGAUUCUUUCGGACCACAAUCACAAUCACAAACUGGUCGAUCUGAGUUAAAGAACGAGCGAAGUUAUGGCGGCGAUAGCUAUGGAGCUGGAAACGGCACUGAGAGCAAUCGCUCCACUGGUUAUGGUACAGGCAACACCGGGAGUGCUUAUGGCACCGGCAACGAUUUUUCUGGCGAUCGAAAUGACGAUUCUUCGUAUGGGUCUGGAAAUAACAAUAGCAAUAACAAGCCCAGCUUUGGUGAUAAAAUGAAAGGUACUGCUGAAGUUGCAGCCGGCAAGAUGACGAAGAACCCUGGUAUGGUCGAGCGUGGCCAGGACAGAAAGACCGAAGGCAAUAACUAUUAGAAGCCAAACAUUCAUCAUCAAAUCGAAAAAAACUACUGUAUCAUACAUAUCUUGUAUUAUUUUGAAGAUCAUGGACUGUUUGUUGUAUGAAUAACCAGUAGAAAAAUGCACCACAGUCAGCUUUUGACCCAAUAUUGUAAUUUGUCAAAUUUUUGAAGCUUUGUCGGACCAACUUUUCUGCGUAGUAUAAAUGUUCCACCUUUGUGAUUUAUUCUGCGC